AUGGUAGUUCAGGAUAUUAUCACAAGCAGUCAAUCGUAUGAGGUUAGGGACUGGCUGCAGGGUCUUUCAUGGGAACAUUUAGUUUCCUUGCAAUAUGACAUUGUUGAUGAACUUGCAAGACGUGUACGAGAUUUGAAGUUAAUUACCCAACUCCCGCAGUUUAAACAUGAGGACAAUGAAGAUCUAAUCCCGACUCAACUGUCAGUUCCUCGAAGUGUGGAUAGCAGGCAGAAUUUUGCGAAGGUUGAGCGACCUCCAAUGAUGGAGGGAGAAUGUGAUUCCGAACCACUAAUUCCAGGUACGCUAGAACUACGCGGUAAGCAGUUCGUGUUAUCUAGUUCACCGUUGAAGAAAGAGGUUCAGGUAGACAAUUUACGAAGAUCGCAAUGCACAACAGCUGGGUCAAUUGUUGCUUCGCCGAUUAGCAAGAACGUUGCCUCGCAUGGGGUGGGAUCACACAAAAGAUUGGGCAAGGUAUGUCCGUUGGAAGUAAAUGAAUAUGAAGGCUACAAUAAAGUACCAGAUGAUGUAGGGGACAUAGACGAACGUAUAAGUGACUCUGAAGGUGAAUUAGAUUGGGUCGGGAGACCUCAAAGGCUUGACUCUUGGGAUAAUCAAAAAGACAAGAAGAUAAAGAUUGAUUUUAAUAUCCAUCCACUUGCGAAAAGGCCCUGGAUAUACGAAGACUUCAGGGCAAAUCAUGAGGCUAUAGAAGAAUUGAAUAAAUGUAGACUUAAGGAAAACCGCCUUGCCAAAAUGGAUACAAUGGCUGGUAUGAAGGUAAAUAAAAUGGGAAGCAAACCCAAUCAGGAUAGUAGUUUCAAUGAAUCGUUCCCAUUGUAUGAAAAUUUAAGACAUAGAUCGAAGUCACCUCCUGGGUACGGUAGAAUGGAUUUCCCUACCACUCAGGAGCUUAAAGAAGAAAAGGAACAAGCACAGGAUAUGAUAUAUGAAAGGACGAAACAUAGAUUUAAAAUGGCUGUCCAGACGGGUAUCCCGUUGUUUGAACGGGAGUAUUAUUUUAAGAAUGAGCAAUUGAAUACUUGGGUGGAUAACGGAGAAAUAGCUUGGUCAAAAGAAAACUUACAAAUCUUUAGGAAGAGGGCAAACUAG
Messenger RNA from Eremothecium cymbalariae DBVPG#7215, 1113 nucleotides. It is a transcript of the gene SAE2, whose product is annotated as ssDNA endodeoxyribonuclease SAE2. The record is from RefSeq and is a predicted model, not a curated record. The transcript has a single exon. NCBI's taxonomy places the organism in Eukaryota, Fungi, Ascomycota, Saccharomycetes, Saccharomycetales, Saccharomycetaceae. The coding region runs from base 1 to 1113 and encodes 370 amino acids. Gene Ontology annotation, biological process: DNA repair.